Amborella trichopoda is the source of this 699-nucleotide messenger RNA. Lineage: Eukaryota; Viridiplantae; Streptophyta; Magnoliopsida; Amborellales; Amborellaceae. The record is from RefSeq and is a predicted model, not a curated record.
AAUUUCAUUUUUUUUUCGUGUUUUUUUUUUUUAAGUAAGAGAGGAGAGAGAAAGUAAUCGCCGUGUUUAGACAAGAGAGAGAGAACAUGACCGAAAUUUUAGGGCACAGAUCUUUCAAAAUUCUCCUCUUUUUCUCCUCAAUCGCUUCUCUAUUGAUUGCAGGCUCAGCUAGUGACCCAUCUCAAGUUUCUAAAGAUGGAAAGAAUGCUGAGACCCCUCCUCGUUCCCAUAGUCAAGGCUUGGGAUUUAAGGUUCUAGUGAUAUGCUUUGGGGUUGCAGCAGUUGUGGCCUUCUCCGUAUUCUUAUUCAAGAAAUGGCAGAAGAAGAAGAGGGAAGAGCAGCAUGCUCGCCUUUUGAGGCUUUUUGAGGAAGACGAUGAGCUCGAACUCGAGCUCGGCCUGCGGGAUUGAUAUCUCUCAAUCAUGGUUUCUCAUUGUAAUAUUUGUUUCGAGGUAUGCUUCCUCCUUUGAAUAGAUCUUCUCUCUCUGUUCAUGCAGUUCAUGUUUGUACUUUUAAAUUCUUGCCUAUUCAGCUUUGUGUGUAAGUGGUGACGGGAAGUCUGAUAUUAUAGCAAUUUUGAAUUGGAUUAGUUUUCUGUUGAAUUGAUCUUUCUUUCUCUACGUUUUGAUGAGGGCGAACAACAUAGGCUCUUCUUCGAGAAAUAACCGAAUUUCGUUUGAUUAAUGUUGUUCAAGUGAA